This is a messenger RNA of Micromonas pusilla CCMP1545, 567 nucleotides long. RefSeq lists its product as uncharacterized. The transcript has a single exon. Lineage: Eukaryota; Viridiplantae; Chlorophyta; Mamiellophyceae; Mamiellales; Mamiellaceae. The coding region runs from base 1 to 567 and encodes 188 amino acids. The record is from RefSeq and is a predicted model, not a curated record.
AUGACCGCGCCCACCGCCGAGGAGACCGCGGCGGCGCUGUGCGACGACGUCGCGGCCGCGAUCCACCCCGACCUCGGCGUCCUCGGUGACAACGCCGAUCGCGUCCGCGCGGUCGCGGACGGCAUGCUCGCGCGCCUGGACGAGCUCGACGCGAUGCUCAGAUCGCUGCGCGACGACGGCGCGGAGCAGCGCGCCGCGCUCGAGCCCGCGCUCGAGGCGCUCGCGGGGGGACUCGCGAGGGACUUCGCGUACGUCGACAGCGUCGAGGACACGGUCCGCGACGUCGGCAACGCGGUCGGCGCGAUGGAGGAGCGGCUCAGCGCGCUGGAGCAAGGGCGGUUCCGACGCGCGCGCGUCGCGGACGCGGAAAACGCGCGCGCGAGCAUCGAGAGCCUGUUCGCGAAGAUGGGGGGGGUGACGGCGUCGAUCGGGGAGCGCGCGGCGGGCGUCGCGGGGGAGGUGGCCGCCGCGGGCGCGGCCGUGGGGGUGCCGUGGCUCGCGCCCGCGAGCGCGGCGGCGAGCGCGGCGAACGACGACGACGAAGCCGAGGAGUACUGGGAGAGUUGA